CGACUUUGUCAUUUAAAAAAAGAUAAGGCCAUUCAAUUCCAUCACAUGCGUUUUCCAAGUUCAUUUCUUGGACUACACAAGAUUUCGCUUCUCACUGGCAUGAUUUUCUAAAUGUCAGGUGACCUCACGGUUAGUGAGGAUAUGGUCCACGAUGGGAUAAUCUUGAAUGAAACCAUUACGAUACUUUAAAAUUAUGUGAGACAUGAUACAAGUCAACUUGUUUGCUAACAUUUUACAUUUUAGCAACCAACUUGUAGAUUACUUGACAAAGUCUAAUGGAUCUCAACCAACAAUGUAUAAGGGGUGACUUCUUUUGACGAUACAAUCAUUGAAUUUUGGAAUUAAAUCUACAUCCUAAUCACGCUCCGAAAAACUAGGGUUGGAUAAUCGGUUAGCGGUUAGCGGUUAACUGACCGGUUACAACCAAAAACUGGCCGGUGAUCUACUAACCAAAAACCGAGAUAACCGAAAGUUGGUCGGUAUUUGGAGGCUGUGCGAGAUGGUUUUGGUCUUGUGAGGCGGUUCGAUUUACCGAAAACCGAGAUAACCCAAACUUUAAACCAUCUUUCGGUCGGUGGUUGAUAGGGUUGAAAGGUGGUUUGGUUAACCAGUAACCGAUCCUUCGGUUUUCGGUUAUAACCGAACCAACCGGUCCUCCACCCUUAUGAAACAAAUUUCGUAAGAACAUGUAAAUAAAAAUACUAAAAUUUUGGCAAUGUAUAAUCCGUAAAUUUUGGAAAUCAAAUUUACACUCCGUGAAUUUAGAGAACCUUUGAAACAAAUUCCUUGGGAGAUGGAAAUGAAGAUAGUCAAAUACUAAAUUUUGGCAGUCCAUUGACGAACUAAUCGCACUCGUAGAGAGGCGAAUUAGGUGACUAGACGAUUAACUUUCCACCAGCAACAGCAGUAGCAGAGUACCACCAACACCAACGUCUAUGGAUCUAUCGUCUCCCUCUCUUUCUCUCUCCGCUGUCUGAUUCUUCUUCUUCUUCCCCUCAUCGCCGUUUCCGCAUUCACCGGUAAGUCGCAGCUCCUACUCCUCCCCAUUCGCCUCUCACCAUUUCUCUUCCUUUGACUUUUGUCCUCCCCUUACUCCUACGCUCUCUUUGUCUAUCUUCCCUCUCUCUCCGCUCGGCUUUUGGAGGGUUUAGAUCGACUUGUAUAUGAACAGAUCUUAGCUGGUUUUUGAUUCUAUCUUUGCUUUCCUUCCUGGAUAUUUGCUUGCUGCGUCUGUCAUUGCUGCUUACCGAGCUACUUUCCGCUGUUCAAUUCUCUAAACAUGAACUUCAGUUUCUCCAGUUGAUUUGUUCUUUCUCCUUGGCUGUAUGCGGAUCUCUGUGUGCAUUUUUCUUGUUUCAGUUUAUUCCGUAUGUAUGUAUACCCUUUACUCACACCAGGUUAAUUUUUAUCUGGUUUUGGCAGCGAAAAGGUCUUCUUUUGGUGCUUUCUUAAUGGCUCUUCACUUGCCUUUUGUUCUGAUUGUACAAAAUUUCCAGUCUUUUGAACUUUCUGCUUGUUGGGUUUCAUCAGGUGAAAGGGGGAACCACACAGCUUACAUUUGCUCAAAAAACAGUGCAGAGCGCUUUAGCUUAUAAAGCUAUUGAUUAUAUUGCCGAGCUGCUGCUUGGACAGUGUGAUAUUUUUCUUUGAGCAGUCAAGGCUUGCUAGAUGAUAUACGUCUGCAUAAUCCAGCACAGCACAAUUAGCAAUAGCUCUAUCAGUUGUGAUUUUUGCAGGCUCUAUUUCCCGGUGAUAAACUGGAGUUGACCAGCUUGUGGAGAUUAUUAAGGUAACUGAUUAGUUGGUUUUUUGUUCAACAGUUCCAUGUUUCUGAUUUCCACUUUAGAAAGUCGAUUUUGGUUCAUUACUGAUUAGUUGUGCCACUCUGAAUGCAAUGUGGCUCUGUUAUUCUAUCUGCAGAACUUGGGUAUCCAACAAGGGAAGAGAUCAAGUGUAUGAACCCAAAUUAUACUGAUUACAAAUUCCCUCGGAUCAAGGCUCGCCCUUUGAAUAAGGUAAGCAUGGUAACUCUUUCACUGGGGUGCUUUUUAUGUGGCAGUUGAUGGCCUACUUAGGAAUCCAUUUUACUUGUCCCUUGGCAUGCCACAAUUGCAUGCCUCCAUAGGCAGCUGAUCUUGUCUCAGGACUCCUGCAGUUGUCAUUGUUCUGUUCUUGGCUCUCAGAUUUUCUCCCCUAUCCAGGAAAAUGGCGGGCAGUCUGAAAUCGGAGAUGUCGCAGAAGACUAUUCUAGGUCUCCAAUUAUGGGAGCUCAUUUGCAUUGGCAUUGCACUCUUCACCAUCAUCAUCUUAACAGUCACCAUCUACCUCUCUCGUAAGAAGUCUUCCUCCACCAAAAGAAUCUCGCACCCGAACCUUAACCAGCAGCAGCUUCCGCUCUCUCAAAUCCCGUCUGUGUCCAAGGAGAUCAAGGAAGUCCGAGUGGAGCAAAUCCCAACCGACGAGUUCGUCCCUCGUGAAGGAAUCCUUCUGACAAUCCACGACAAGUCGAGCGACAAGGAUGCCGAUAAGGUGCUCGUCCAUCUCGGCAUGCCCAAGUCCAAGAACGGUAACGGCAACGCCAAUGGAAAUGGUGACAACAGCAGUCACUCGGGUGGUUCCUUCCACCAAUACGACAAAGACGGCGUUGUUUCCCUCUCUGGUGAUCAAGACGGCAGCUCAGCCGGCACCGGCUACAGGGCUUCCUCUGUUGCUUCCCAACACUACCUGAUCACUGCUCCUUCUCCGCUCAGUGGGCUCCCUGAAUUCUCUCACUUGGGUUGGGGUCAUUGGUUUACACUCAGGGACCUUGAAUUGGCUACCAACCGCUUCUCCAAAGAGAAUAUCCUCGGCGAGGGCGGUUAUGGAGUUGUUUACCGUGGAAAUCUCAUCAAUGGUACUCCCGUUGCUGUCAAGAAGAUUCUCAACAACUUGGGCCAAGCUGAGAAGGAGUUCAGAGUUGAAGUUGAUGCGAUUGGGCAUGUCCGCCAUAAGAAUUUGGUUCGUCUUCUUGGGUAUUGCAUAGAAGGCACGCACAGGAUGUUGAUUUAUGAGUAUGUGAACAACGGAAACUUGGAACAGUGGCUUCAUGGAGCCAUGUCUCACCAUGGAUAUCUUACGUGGGAGGCCAGAAUGAAAGUUCUCCUCGGCACAGCCAAGGCGCUUGCUUAUUUGCACGAGGCCAUUGAGCCAAAAGUUGUGCAUCGUGACAUUAAAUCUAGCAACAUAUUAAUCGAUGAUGACUUCAACGCCAAGGUUUCUGAUUUUGGCUUGGCCAAGUUGCUUGGAGCUGGAAAGAGCCAUGUCACUACUCGAGUGAUGGGAACUUUCGGAUAUGUGGCUCCUGAAUAUGCCAAUAGUGGCCUUCUGAACGAAAAGAGCGACGUUUAUAGUUUUGGGGUUGUGCUCUUAGAAGCAAUCACGGGAAGAGACCCCGUGGACUACAGUCGUCCCCAGCAUGAGGUAAAUCUUGUAGAUUGGCUGAAAAUGAUGGUGGGGAGCAGGAUGUCUGAAGAAGUUGUAGACCCCAACAUGGAGACAAAACCAUCAACAAGAAACCUGAAGAGAGCCCUUUUGACUGCUUUGAGAUGCGUGGAUCCUGACUCUGAGAAACGACCAAAGAUGGGGCAAGUUGUAAGAAUGCUGGAGUCCGAGGAAUAUCCUGUUCCGAGAGAGGAUAGAAGACAUCGAAGAGCCCAUGGGGGUAGUAUGGAGAUAGAAUCUCAAAAGGAGAACUCAGAUAGUGAUCGUCCAUUAGCACCGGGAGGCGAGAGCAGGAGGAGGUCUUAACUCUUGACUGAAACAAACAACACGAUUCAUGGAGAGACCACCUCACACAUUUGACAAAAGCUACAAGAGCUAAGAGGGUGAGAUCUGAGAUGGAAGGGGAAGGGAGGGGGUGGAAUAACUGGGUACCAAUUCGUUUGUGUUCUUAUCAUUAGAGGAUCCAUUCUUGAGUUUGGUUUUAUUUUGGUAUGUGCAUAUCGGUAUUGGAUAGGUUCAUGUGGUCAUUGUUCUAGUUUCUUUUGGUUGUAUCUUUUGGAUUUUCAUUAGUAGGAAGAUGGAAGGAGGGUCCAUGAUGUUUUCUUUUUUAUUCUUCCCAUUUUGUUCAUAAUUUGAUUUGUAAUGGAAGGAUAAUUUAAGCGGUAGGGUGUUAUACGUUGGUUGGGAAGGUAAACUGUGUAUGUGUGUACAGUGAAGUAGCAGAUAGGACACCUGAAAUUUGAGAGGAGGGUUGGUGUUUUGUAAUUUGGCCUAUUUGUUUGAAAUUAUUGCCAGUUCUUUCGUUGGUUGGAGUUGAGGAUGGACGCUGCGCCUUCCAAGUUCCACCAUGGAUUGGCUAUCCUAUCUCCAUCUUCUCUUACAUUUUGAUCAGGUUAAUUGAAUUAGCUUCUGCCACAGUAUAAUAUCUGCUACUGAUCUAUUUCUCACAUCCCACCCAACCUUUCUUGCCUGCGAAAGUUGUAAUGAUAGUUGGCUCAAACAUGGUGGUUGAUGAUUCUCCACAAUGAAGUAAUGGGAUCCGA
Molecule: messenger RNA, 4523 nt
Organism: Linum trigynum
Lineage: Eukaryota; Viridiplantae; Streptophyta; Magnoliopsida; Malpighiales; Linaceae
Source: the annotation of a GenBank genome assembly